This is a messenger RNA of Rhincodon typus (whale shark), 2621 nucleotides long. RefSeq names its product mucin-17-like. Lineage: Eukaryota; Metazoa; Chordata; Chondrichthyes; Orectolobiformes; Rhincodontidae. The transcript is spliced from 11 exons. Bases 162 to 2621 code for a protein of 819 amino acids. Gene Ontology annotation, molecular function: metalloendopeptidase activity; zinc ion binding. The record is from RefSeq and is a predicted model, not a curated record. Gene Ontology annotation, biological process: proteolysis.
GUGUGCGCAUGGUUUAUUCAUUACUCUGCUCUGACCACGUUGGGUUUUAUUUGCCAUGAACUGAGGGAGGAAAGUCGCAGAGAAUGGGUAUGCUAAGCCGAUGAGGAAUAAAAGUGGAGCUGCUGAUGCUGAAUACCAGUUUUUGAUAUUUCUGCUGAGUCAUGAGUUUAAGGAACAGAGAGUGGCAAUUCCUGUUUCUCAUCUUGGCUGUUGUACUGAAAGCAGUCAGACAGAGCGAGAUUAAGAAGCAAAACAACAGCUUUCUUCUGGAUACCAUUCAAACCAAGACAGUCGUUACAGCAGAGGAUGCAAUUGUCAGGAUUAACCAGCGAAUAUUUCGAUAUGAAAAGCCAUGGAGGAACUUCCUCAUCGAAGGUGACAUUGUCAAACCUCUGUGGAGAAAUGCUGUGGUGUCUGACACCAAGACAUGGCAGAAAUCGCCAGAUGGUGUAGUGAGAAUUCCAUAUGAAAUAUCACAACAGUAUGAUGAGGAAACUUGGAGCUCCAUCAGUCGAGGUUUCAAAGACUUUGAGAAAUUCACGUGUGUACGCUUUGUGCCUCACAGUGAUGAGAAGGAUUUUAUUUCCAUUCAGCCCAUUCACGGGUGUUACUCAUCUGUAGGCCGUGUUGGUGGAAUGCAGCUCAUGUCACUGAAUCACCAGUGCUUGAAGAAGGGGAAAGGUGUUGUUGAACAUGAGAUUAUGCAUGCACUUGGCUUCUGGCAUGAACAUGCGAGGAGCGACCGAGGCAAAUACAUCAAGAUUGAGUGGAAGAAUGUGUGGCCUGGUUAUGAACAUAAUUUCUUGAAACAAAACACCAACAAUCUUGAGACCAAAUAUGAUUAUGGCUCCAUUUUGCACUACAGCAGGACUGCAUUUUCCAAGAAUGGACAGCCAACCCUGAGACCUCUAAUAGAUACAGAUAUUAUGAUUGGCCAGCGAAUCCGCCUGAGUGAGCUCGACUUGUUGAAGAUUAAUCGACUGUACAACUGCACCAUGCACCUCAAAGAUAAGGCCAAUGUUUUGAAACGUCUUCCAUUGCUCAACGAAAGUGGUUCCUUGCGUGAACUUGGAAGAGCCAAAGAAGCAAGGAGAUUAAAACCUCUUUUGGAUAUCUCUCCUGAAACAGCUAAAGUGAGAGUUCACACGCCAGCACAGCUGGUGGUGAGUUUGCGUGGGAAUGGGUCCACAGUGGAUCAAAGUAUGGCCAUUGUGCAUGAAUAUCCCAAAUGCAUUCUCCUACGCAAGUGUGCACCUAUUAGUCGACUGACUAAGUCAGGGCCUGAAGUCUACAAUAUUUCUUUCAUCACAGCAUUCAAGGAAUCAGCAACUGAAGCCUCUGGGGACCAGAGCAGGCCUGUUAGGGCACAGAUUGGUAAAGGAAAAGCUAAGACAUUUCUGCUUUUGCCUUUUGCUCAGAGUCUGAUGACAAACUCAGUGACCACGGACUCAUCUCUGCAUGCAAUGUCUCCUACACUGGCGCAGGGAUCUCUAGCUCAAGGACCUGCACUUUGCCCCAAAACAUGUGUCAGAUGCUGUACCAAGGAACACGUUUUGCAUCCACACAGCCAAAAGCCAACGGAUAAGAUUGAACCAUUGGCAGGAACUCUGCACACAGUUAAAUCUGACACCCAGACUCAAGCGACAGUGUGGUUUCUGGCUGACUUAUUGACCACUGGUCAGCAAGAUCCUCAACCAGUCAGCUGGUCUGACCUACCAGACGCACAUACACAAACCAGCAAUGUUGCUCAUCAAACUCUGCCGUCAGUUGUACUUGUUCCCACUUUGACCAAUUUAAGUUAUUCAUUGAAUAUUCCUGACCUAAUUCCAAACCAGAGCCAUCAAAAAAAAUUACCUUUUCAUUCUCUGAUCACCUGCACACAGAAGAUUGGUCACUUCAAAUCAAUGAAUCCAGCCAGUCAGUUUGAAAUGCCAGCCAGGCCUCUGCAGUCCAGCAUCUCGAUAAAGGAAACCACAGGAGCACCUGAGAUUCUUUUCACAGAGUUUCCCAACAGAAUGGUCACACAGAGAAGUGCACUAGUAGGGUCCUCAUAUGAAAAAAAGAUGCCUUUUCUUCUGAAAACUAGAGGCCAUGCUUGUGGGAACAAGGCAUUUAAUUCACGUGACUUUUUGCUGACAACCGUACCUAAACCGAAGGGCACCCUGCUGGUGUCCACUCCAACUGCAGCGACUCUAGUGGCAUCCACUCGACCUGGUGACAACCUGUUGGUGUCCAUCUCCCCCGCAGACACUCUGCCAGUGUCGACUCCCCCCGCAGACACUCUGCCAGUGUCGACUCCCCCCGCAGACACUCUGCCAAUGUUGACUCCUCCCACAGACACUCUGCCAGUGUCGACUCCCUCCGCAGACACUCUGCCAGUGUCGACUUCCUCCGCAGACACUCUGCCAGUGUCCACUCCCCCCGCAGACACUCUGCCAGUAUUCACUCCCCCCGCAGAGACUCUGCCAGUGUCCACUCCCCACGCAAAGACUCUGCCCGUGUCCACUCCUGCCACAGAUGCCCUGCCAGUAUUCACUCCCCCCGCAGAGACUCUGCCAAUGUCAACUCCCCCCAGACUCUGCCAGUGUCGACUCCUCCCACAGACACUCUGCCAGUGUUGA